Molecule: messenger RNA, 4136 nt
Organism: Coccidioides posadasii C735 delta SOWgp
Lineage: Eukaryota; Fungi; Ascomycota; Eurotiomycetes; Onygenales; Onygenaceae
Biological process (GO): activation of protein kinase activity; mitotic G2 DNA damage checkpoint signaling; mitotic DNA replication checkpoint signaling
Molecular function (GO): anaphase-promoting complex binding
Source: RefSeq, a predicted model, not a curated record
UUUGAAUCCAAUUGCCAGGGAAUGUCGAGCCCAUCGACACCGCGUUCCAGCGCGUCGCGCCAGCAUAGCACGGCUCAUGACGGAGGUUCGCCCGACAUUUUAACGCCUGGAAGAAAGAUCAAAGCUUUACUUGCGGAGUUUGAUAGCGAUUCAGCUUCUGAGAAUGAGGGCAUUGCUAGCAAUUCCCGAGAGAAGUUGGACCUCUUAUCGCUAGAGAAAAGCCCCAGUGCAAAGAAGAAUUCGAUCAAUGUCAGAAAUUGGGCCGAGGAGGAAGAUGAAGAUGAAGAUGAAGACGAUAUUCCGGUUGCGCCGAGAGGAAGAUUGGCUGCGAGAUUACAAGCAGCUCCAGGAUCCGGUGUAAUCCCAGUGGGGAGCCUUGUGAACGACAGUCCUAAGCGAGGAAAUGUCUCGGACAGUUCUCAGUCCUCCUCGGGAGAUAUCCGUCCUGCUGCACGGAGGAGUCGACCUUUGAGACGAAACUCCGAUAUCAUUCGAGAUGAUCAGUCAAAUCGCGCUUCGUCGCCACUAUUCGUGCCCCAGGACUCUCCCAUAAAGCGUAUUGGCAGCCUCGUGCAUGAGACCAGUGGCUCCGAAAGCGAGGUUGUCAAACCGUACCAUCAGUCCCGUCUACAGGCCCUUGUUGCCCAAAAGCGAAAGGAAAGGGAGGAAAAAGAGCGGCUGGAAGCGGAGAAACAAGCUGAGCGGAUGCAAAGACUCGCAGAUGCAAGAGUGCAAUUCACAUCCGACCUGGAAGAUGCCGUAGAAGAUGAUGAUGACGACGAAUCGUCUCGCAGACUAACGCAGCAAUCGCGCCCUACGCGGAAGGCAAGCAAGAAGGCUCUGCUGGAAAUGAGCCGCGAAACACAACGGAUGAGCAGAAAUAUGCAACUGGCGCAUCAGGCGACUACAAAAAAGACGUUUCCAUUGAACAGUUUCAUCGAGCGAUUUAAUCAAAAGUGCAACGUUUAUCAAUCGUCCCCCAACCCUGAUUCGGCUUUAGAGUCGAGAAGUUCGGCGAUCGCAAGCUCCGUCAACCAUUCCGACAACGAUAAUGUCGAACAAGACAAGCAUUCUACUCCCCCCACAUCACCCUUGCCACAUGUGCAUGAAGGCAAAGAGGAUGCUAAAGCUGCUGAUCCAGUCGCUAUGUGUGCCGAAGAGGACAUGCCUGCAAGAAAUCCAGAGAGAGAAUUAUCUGUUGAACUUGAGGCCCUCGAUCCAGGGGUUACUGCUCCUAUUUCCAAAAACCGUGCUAGUAACCCCAAAGAAAAUAUCUCAUCAUCGUCUACAAAGCAACCCCCGAGUUCACGCCAGAUUCGGGUCCAGCUUUCGAGGCAAGAUGUCGCUGAAAAUCAGAAGAACGACUCUGAUUCGGAGCUCGAGAUAGUAACGUCGCCCGCAAAGGCGCGCAAGUUAGCUCUAUUUGAAAAUUUCUCCGCAAAAUCUUCUAUAUCGUCCGACUCGCUACGAAAACUGAAGCUAUUGGCGCGAUUAACCUCUCCCAAGAAGAAUAGAAUGUUGACCCGUGCCGAGCACGAGGAAUGGCUACUACGACAGGCAAGAAAACAAGCUGCUCAGGAAAGAGAGGAGAAAAUUGCUGCGCUGCGAGCAAAGGGCAUUGUCAUACAAACUGCAGAGGAGAAGGCACGUCUAGAGGACGACGUUGAAAACCUUAUGGAGAAAGCCAGGGAAGAGGCUGAAGAAAUCGCGCGCAAAGAAAAGGCCGCAAGAAAAAAGGAGGCUCACGCACAGGAUAUGGAGCUUGACGAUAGUGAGGAUGCCGAGUAUGAAGACGAUGAAGAAGAAGGCGAAGAGGAUUCAGAGGAUAAAAAUGACGAAGGGGAACUUGAGAGAGAAGAUGAGCUCGCCGAUGAAGAUGAGCUAGGGGAUGGAAAUCCGACACGAGAUGGGCGAUUAAUGGAUGAUCAGGCCACGGAAGCUGACGAAUCCGAGGGGGAGCCUUCACAAGAGGAGUCAGAAAAUGAAAAACCAAUGGAAAUAUCACGUCCUAAAAGACGACCGAAAUUCGUCGUUUCCGACGACGAAGACGAUGAUCAGCCCGCAGUUGUUACUCAGACGCCCAUGAAACCGGUGAUCCCAGGCCUUGAACAACAGAGAACUCCCCUUAUCCGGCUAUCCCAAGCAUUUGCUGCAACUCUCGCUGAUAACCGGGAAGAUGAUAAUGAGCAGGAUUCCCUUGCCGUCCUCCGCAAGAUACCAGAGUUUGACAUGCAAGUUGGGGAACUCCUCGAAGCAGAUUCCCAGGGAAUUAUCCACGAGAGUCAAGGACAAACCAGCGGAACACUUGAUCUCCUUGCAGAUUUUACUCAGAACGAUGUCCGUGUGGCUGAAUCCCCAGCUGCCAAGACAAUGAGCGAGUAUUCACAGAUCCCAGAGCCGAGCCAGGACGUUGGAUUUGUGAUGUCUCCCUUCGAUCAACAAAAACGCUUUUUAACUCAGCCUAAAUCGACUAUAGAUACUGUGCUUGUAUCUAAAGAUGAUUCUCCCAUUGCAAAAAUGGGAGGCAAGCGGUUAAGACGGGGUGCUUUGCAUCAAAUGUCAGAUGCAGAAGAUAGCUUUUUAGUCCGGCCCAGUGCAUUCGACAUCAUGCGCAAGGCGGCUCGGAAACCAGUGACACCCUUCGACAAAAAGGCAAGCAAGGCAAAAGAGGUCGUUGACGAAGCUGCCGAAGAGUCCGAGGAUGAAUAUGCAGGACUUGGUGGUGCAAGCGACGACGAUUCGGGUGAGGAGGACGAGCUGGAUUUAACUAUGAUCAACGAUAACAGUGGAGAAAUCGUGGAUGAGCAGGAACUGGCUGCUCUGAAUGCUGAUCAUGCCCGGCAAAGGGAUGAAGGAGACGUGAACAAGCUUCUUCGAGACAUUACCACUGGCGCCCUUCGUAGAAAACGCGGCAUGGGCGAUGAAUUAGACCUCUCGGAUUCUGACGAUGAGCGCAUCGCAGCUCGUCGCCGGGCUAAGCAACGAGAAUUUGCAAAAAUGCGGAAAGCCCUCCUUGCUGAUGAAAACAUCAACAAAAUUGCGGAAGACCCCAAGAAGCAAGCGUUUUUGAAAUCCAUUGAGGAUAGGGAUAUGGACGAUAUGUUUGAUUUCCUCCGUGAUGAAUACGGUGAAUCGAAUUCAGAUACGGGCGCAUUAAUCGGUGAAGGACUCGACGAUAGUCAGAGUAACAGUGAAGAGGGCAUGCAAGAUGGACGAAAACGCCCCUUGAAUGCUGCUGGACCUGAUUCGCUAAAUCGUCCACCGGCUAAACUCCGUCGUACAUCUAGAUCGGGAAAGAAAAAGCCGUCCACUCUAGCAGAAAUCCGCGCUCAGCUAUCCUCUCUUAUCGGCGAGUCAGGGUUGCACGAUGCGGUGGAAGUCAUACCAGAUAGUCAGCCCGAUAUACCUCUCGACGACGAAGUCAGUUUUACUAAUAAAGAAGACUCAUACGAUCGUCCCGAGGCUUUUCGAUCCACUAAUCCCCGCCGACGUGGCAGAGUAGUAGACCGCCUGUCUUUACGCAGAGCUGCAUCCUCCAAUGCUGCCCUGUCUGCGAUUGCCGGGCCUGGACCCGGAUCCGGAUCUGGGUCGUCUUCAUCGUCUAAAGUCGCCUUCCAUAGUUCGACCACAGUCCCUGAAUUCAAACGCCCGCCACCGUUGCUUCUCCGGCGCACUACAACAAAUUCGUCAAGUUCCUCUUCCUCCUCUUCGCGGCCCGGCGGCGCUGUCACGCCAGCUUCCAUUGCAGUAGUGAAAUCAGAUGGUUCUGGUGCUAGUGGAGCCACAGUUAGCAAGAAAGGCGCUGUCAACUAUUACGCAGCGGCAAGAGAAAAGGAACGAGAAUUUCAAUUAAAGAAGAACUUGAUUCGAGAGAGCGUCGCAAGUAAGAAAGCGAUGGAGGAUCAUAGGGCUAGGAGGGAAAAAGGACUGGUGGGAUUGCUGGGAGGUGCAAGCUGGGAAUAAUCGUGAUAUCUUUUUUUCUGUUUCUGUUUAGUUCUUGACGCGCGCAUGAAAUGACACUGGAGCCCACGAGAUGUAAUAAUCUCACGGUGACUUGCUUUGUGUUACCCUUUCCCACGCCGUGGUCAUUUUGCAAGAAUUUUUUAGAAUAGAUUAAUCAGGGCUGGACCCUGAUU